This is a messenger RNA of Rhodotorula toruloides NP11, 3057 nucleotides long. Its product is annotated as ATP-dependent DNA helicase. Gene Ontology annotation, cellular component: nucleus. The coding region runs from base 1 to 3057 and encodes 1018 amino acids. NCBI's taxonomy places the organism in Eukaryota, Fungi, Basidiomycota, Microbotryomycetes, Sporidiobolales, Sporidiobolaceae. The record is from RefSeq and is a predicted model, not a curated record. Gene Ontology annotation, molecular function: ATP binding; nucleic acid binding. The transcript is spliced from 10 exons.
AUGUCCGCAUCCGAGGACUUUGGCGGCUGGCAGCCUGCGCCAGGCGAGUCGCCCGCCGAGCGCGAGAAGCGGCUCAAGCGGGAGAAGCGAGCGGCCAAGCUCGCCGAAGUCAAUGGGACCGCGCCCGCUCCCGCCCCUCGACCUCAGGCGAAUGGAAACAGCGGCGAGGCGUAUGGAGGGUGGAUGCCCGCGCCGGGAGAGUCGCCGGCUGAAAGGGAGAAGAGGUUGAAGAGGGAGAAGCGGGCGCAGAAGUUGGCGGAGCUGAAUGGCGGUUCAGGAGGAGGAGGAGGACAGGCGAGUUACGAUGCCCCGCCGCAUGGUGCAAGGUCGGCGACGAGGGAGAACUACGGCGGGUGGCAGCCUGCGCCGGGGGAGAGUCCGGCGGACCGGGAGAAGCGCCUUAAGCGCGAGAAGAGGGCUGCUAUGCUCGCUUCUCAAGGCGGCGCACCUCCCCCCUCGCACACUCCCUCCUCUUUCGUCCCCUCGCCAUCGUCGCUCUCGACUCCCGCCGCACCCGCAUCGGACGCCGGGACUGCCGAUACCGCGGCGAAGAAGUCGAAAAACGCGCAGAGCUUGACGACUGCGCGUCUCAAGUACCUCAAGCGCAAGAAGAACAAACGGAAGGCGAAGAAGGCCGCUCAGCCGAAGGGCAAGAAGAAGGCUGACGAUGCGGACGGCGCGACUGACAAGGAGAAAGUCGUCGUGGGUCAGAAGCGGCAGAGGGAGGAGGACAGCGACAGCAGCGACGACGAGUCGGACGAUUCGGAUGAGGAGGAGAACAAGCCGGUGCCGUCUGCGACUUCAGCAGGGCAGGACAAGUGGCCAGAGCUGACGGAGGAGCAGCGGAAGGCCAAGCUCGAGAAGAUCGCGCAGAUGAAGGCGGAGCGGCGGGAGAAGCGGUUGGCGAAGAAGGCUGAGAUCAAGCGGAUCAAAGCGGAGGGCGGAGUUGUGCCACCUCCGAAGCCCAGGGUCGUCGAGACGACGAAGCCUCGUGUGCGGCCGACGACGGUCGUGAAGGAGCCGAGCCCUCCGCCUGUCGAGGAGGAGGAGCAGGCGCCGACCGAGGAAGAGCUCGCUGAGCAGAAGCGGCAGGAGGAGAUAGCGGCGAGGAAGGCCUUGAAGGCGCUCAAGAAGCAGCAGCGACGACUACCGGAGGAGGAGCGGAAGGCAGCGUUGGCCAAGGCGGAGGCAGAACUCCUUCCGCCUCAGCACGACGCGAACGGUGACGUCUCGAUGGCCGACGGUGCAGCAGGGACCGAGGAAGAGUCGACGCUUAUUCCUACGGCACCUGGCGCCGUCAUCGACCAGCCCAAACUUGCUCGCUCUCCUUCUCCCGCCGCUCCUGCUUCCCCUCCCGCCCCUCUCUACCGCCUACCCUCGGCGACUCGUCCCGCACCUCCAUCCGCCAAGGUUCUCUCGGCGCUGAACGUUCACGAAACAGUGCGCGACAAGCAGGUUGUCGACCCAACACGAAAGGUCCCCAUCGGCGACAAGGUGGGCGAGGACGGCACGGGCGUUGGUGAGCGAGGCAGGAAGCGAUUGAAGGGCGACAUGGGCGUCGAAGAAUGGUUUGCAGUUCAAACUGCCGUCCUCCCGCUGCUCCUUCCUCCUUCCGCGCAACCUCCUGCGCUCUACUCCCCGUUCAGCCCCCCUCGCGACGUCUGCGUCUCUGCGCCGACCGGAAGUGGCAAGACGCUGAGCUACGUUGUCCCCAUCGUCGAGACUCUCCAGCAGCGCCUCGUCACGCGGUUACGUGCGCUCGUGCUGCUUCCCACGCGCGAUCUCGUCGGCCAGGUCAGGGAGACAUUUGAGCAGUAUGCGAAGGGGACAGGACUGAAGGUGGGCGUUGCGACUGGUCAACAUUCCGUUUCGCACGAGCAGAGCGUUCUGGUCGGCGGGGACGUCCUCGCCGACGUUGAGGGCGGCUUGAGUCAAGUAGACAUUCUCAUCGCGACACCAGGUCGUCUCAUGGACCACCUCAAAUCGACCGCGGGCUUCUCCCUGCAGCACCUUCGCUUCCUUGUCGUCGAUGAGGCCGACCGACUUUUGACACAGUCCUUCCAUGACUGGCUUCCAACCGUCCUCUCGGCCCUCAAGCCGUCCUUCUCCGCGCCUGCACUUCGCGACGACGACGAUCUCCUACCGGUCAAGCGAGAAAAGUGGACGAAGCGAAGCUUGUCCGCCGUCAAGAAGGCCGACGCACUCGCGCCGUACUGGUGGGACGCGGAGGGCAAGGUCGGACGUGUUGCGAGCGAUCUCGACGAGCGGUGUCACGGCUCCUGUCAGAAGCUGCUCUUCUCGGCGACCCUCUCUCGCGACCCGGCCAACAUCGACGCCUUGCACCUUCAUCGACCAGUCUACAUCUCGGUCGAAGACGCGCUCGACCCGCAUGCGGAGGACGAGGCUAUCGACAGCGAGCUCAAGUUCACAUUCCCAGCUGAGCUCUCGGAAUACAUGCUUAUCUCGCCUGCCUCGUACAAGCCGCUCUACCUCUUUCACCUUCUGCACACCCUCGCCAUCUCGUCGGCGCUCUGCUUCACCAAGUCGGUCGAGGCCGCCACGCGUCUUGCCAAGCUCGUCGAGUUCUUUGAGGAGGCUCGUGCUGCGGCUGCAGACGGCAGCGAGACGAAGAGGGUCGUCGUCAAGGCGUACUCGUCGGAGUUGGCGGCGGGCGAGCGGCACAAGGUCUUGCGGGAGUUCAAGAAGGGCGAGGUGCAGAUGCUUAUCUGUUCCGACCUCAUCGCUCGCGGCAUCGACAUUCCGAACGUCUCGCACGUCAUCAGCUACGACAUCCCCGUCGACAUGCGCAAGUAUGUGCACCGUGUUGGUCGUACUGCUCGUGCUGGCAACAAGGGUGACGCGUGGAGUCUGGUGGAGGAACAAGAGGUUGCUCCGUUCCGCUCCAUCAUGUCCAAGGCGCAGCACUACCAGAAGAUUGAGCGCGUCAAGGUCAAGGACAAGCUUGUCGAGCCGUUUGUCCCGGCUUACCAGGUCGCCCUCGAGCGCCUCAAGCAGUACUUCGCGACUGGGCGUACACGGGAACAGUCGGCGGCGUAG